ACAUCUAUUGUGGAAGGAUAUAGUGAGUCUACCUGCCAAACAGUUCAUAAAUUCAUGCAACUUGAACAAUGUGAAUUUCAGUCAUUCGCGUCAUAAGUAUCGUUGCUGCGGAAGGUGUGCGUUCUACAUGCAUGUUAAGAGCGCAGUGGGCCUCACUUCCUUGGUAGCCUUGCUGGUUGUUCGGACCUGGGCAUUCUGGCAAAGGAGUAAAAAAUUGCUGAUCGGGUUACUUGUUUAUGGUGUGUACUUGAUCUUGGCGAUAUUCGAAAGUGUGAUGCUAAUCCUCAAUGUAUAUAAGAGGGUUCACGACUAUAAAGAAUUUGAGAGCGGACUUGUAGUAACCCUAUACCACGGUGGCAUGUUCUACAUGGUGUGCAUCCUCGCCGUCACACUCGCCAAUGUUAUCUUUGAGGGUGCCCUUCCAAGCACCUACAGCAAUAUGUUUAACUCGCUACAGCUGGUCGUUCACAGCGUCCUGGCAUCACGAAUUCUAUUCCGUCUUCGAGAUAGCAAUGAACGUGUCCGCGUACCGUCCAUGUUAGUAAUGACAUUAGACGCUCAGGUAAAUUAAUUACGACGUUCGUCGAUGUCGAUGAGUAGGAUAGGUACUACCAGUGAAGUUUGAGAGGAUGUAGGUGUACUAGCAUGCGGUACCAUCGGCCUCUGAG
Molecule: messenger RNA, 668 nt
Organism: Suillus plorans
Lineage: Eukaryota; Fungi; Basidiomycota; Agaricomycetes; Boletales; Suillaceae
Exons: 6
Coding region: 128-571 (147 amino acids)
Source: RefSeq, a predicted model, not a curated record